Molecule: messenger RNA, 516 nt
Organism: Microthlaspi erraticum
Lineage: Eukaryota; Viridiplantae; Streptophyta; Magnoliopsida; Brassicales; Brassicaceae
Source: the annotation of a GenBank genome assembly
AUGUUGGAUAAUUGUGGAAUGAUUGAUUUUCCUUUUAAAUGUAAUUCUUUGUCUUGGGUUGGAUACAGGAAAAACGGAAAAGUUCAAUGCAGGUUAGACAGAGCUAUUGGCAAUGGUGAAUGGCAUCAUCUUUUUUCCCACACAAAUGUGGAGUAUCUUAAGUUGUGGGGUUCAGAUCAUCGGCCUAUCUUGGCCAGAAUCCUCUCGAAGACAACUAGAGUUCAAAGAGGAUUUAAGUUUGAUAAAAGAUGGCUUGAUAAAGACGGGUUAAAGGAAACAAUUGUGGAUAGUUGGGAUACAUCAUCAACCAUAGAGCUCGGUAAAGUCUCUGACAAGAUCAUUUCAUGCCGUAGUGCGUUAUCAAGAUGGAAACGAACCAUACAAUCAAACUCGAUAAAGAAAAUAGAAGCCAUUAAAGCCCAGCUAGAACAAGCUCAAGUCGAUGAUAAUGUCACAAGUGAAGAAGUUUUGAACCUGAAAUGGAACUUAUGUUCAGCUUUCCGAGAAGAGGAAUAG